This is a messenger RNA of Phyllostomus discolor (pale spear-nosed bat), 2506 nucleotides long. RefSeq names its product glutaminyl-tRNA synthetase 1 (gene QARS1). Gene Ontology annotation, cellular component: aminoacyl-tRNA synthetase multienzyme complex; cytosol; cytoplasm. The record is from RefSeq and is a predicted model, not a curated record. The transcript has 24 exons. Lineage: Eukaryota; Metazoa; Chordata; Mammalia; Chiroptera; Phyllostomidae. Gene Ontology annotation, biological process: translation; glutaminyl-tRNA aminoacylation. The coding region runs from base 44 to 2419 and encodes 791 amino acids. Gene Ontology annotation, molecular function: glutamine-tRNA ligase activity; ATP binding.
AAAUUGGCCCCGAAGUUUUCUUUCAGUUUCCGCAGUCUCUACGAUGGCGACUGUGGACUCCCUGUCGCUGUUUACCGGCCUAGGCCUGAGCGAGCACAAGGCGCGCGAGACGCUCAAGAACACCGCUUUGAGCGCUCAGCUGCGCGACGCGGCGAUCCAGGCACAGCAGACUCUGGGCUCCACUAUCGACAAGGCUACCGGGACCCUGCUAUAUGGCUUGGCAUCCCGACUCAGGGAUCCCCGGCGUCUCUCUUUCCUUGUGAGCUACAUAGCCAAUAAGAAGAUCCACACCGAGUCCCAGCUGAGCGGUGAGACCCCUGCCUGUCCUGCGACUUCACCUCCAGUUCCAGUCCUAGCUGCCCUUGAGUAUGUGAAAAGUCACCCCCUGGACCCCAUUGACACCGUGGACUUUGAGCAGGAAUGUGGCGUGGGCAUCACUGUGACUCCAGAGCAAAUUGAGGAGGCUGUGGAGGUUGCCAUAAAUCGCCACCGGCCCCAGCUCUUGGUAGAGCGUUAUCAUUUCAACAUGGGCCUGCUGAUGGGAGAGGCUCGGGCUGUGCUCAAGUGGGCAGAUGGCAAAAUGAUCAAACAUGAAGUGGAUAUGCAGGUCCUGCACCUUCUGGGUCCCAAGACAGAGGCUGAUCUGGAGAAGAAGCCCAAGGUGGCAAAGGCUCGGCUGGAAGAAGCAGCCCGGAGGACGACCAAGGAUGUGGUGGAGAAUGGUGAGGUCGCUGGCCAGACCCUGUCUCUGAUGGAACAGCUCCGAGGGGAGGCGCUGAAGUUCCACAAGCCUGGUGAGAACUACAAGACCCCAGGCUAUGUAACCACUCCACAUACCAUGGACCUACUGAAGCAGCACAUGGAGAUCACUGGGGGACAGGUACGUACCCGGUUCCCGCCAGAACCCAAUGGAAUCCUGCAUAUUGGACACGCCAAAGCCAUCAACUUCAACUUUGGCUACGCCAAGGCCAACAACGGGAUCUGUUUUCUGCGCUUUGAUGACACCAACCCUGAGAAAGAGGAAGCAAAGUUCUUCACCGCCAUCUGCGACAUGGUGGCCUGGCUGGGUUACACACCAUACAAGGUGACAUAUGCCUCUGACUAUUUCGACCAGCUGUAUGCCUGGGCGAUAGAGCUCAUCCGCAGGGGCCAGGCCUAUGUGUGCCACCAGCGAGGAGAGGAGCUCAAAGGCCACAACCCUCCACCAUCGCCCUGGAGAGACCGUCCCAUAGAGGAGUCACUGCUACUCUUCGAGGCGAUGCGCAAGGGCAAGUUCUCGGAGGGCGAGGCCACGCUGCGGAUGAAGCUAGUGAUGGAGGAUGGCAAGAUGGACCCUGUGGCCUAUCGAGUCAAGUAUACACCGCACCACCGCACAGGGGACACCUGGUGCAUCUACCCCACUUAUGACUACACGCACUGCCUCUGUGACUCCAUCGAGCACAUCACCCACUCACUCUGCACCAAGGAAUUCCAGGCCCGACGCUCCUCCUACUUCUGGCUGUGCAAUGCUCUGGACGUCUAUUGCCCUGUGCAGUGGGAGUAUGGCCGUCUCAACCUGCAUUAUGCAGUCGUCUCUAAGAGGAAGAUUCUCCAGCUCGUGGCAGCUGGCGCCGUGCGGGACUGGGAUGACCCACGGCUCUUCACGCUCACAGCCCUACGACGGCGGGGCUUCCCACCUGAGGCCAUCAACAACUUCUGUGCUCGGGUGGGGGUGACAGUGGCACAGACCACAAUGGAGCCACAUCUGCUAGAAGCCUGCGUGCGUGAGGUACUGAAUGACACAGCCCCACGGGCCAUGGCUGUGCUGGAGCCAUUACAGGUCACCAUCACCAACUUUCCUGCUGCCAAGUCUUUGGACAUCCAGGUGCCCAACUUUCCAGCUGAUGAGACCAAGGGCUUCCAUGAGGUUCCCUUUGGAUCCAUUGUCUUCAUUGAGAGGACUGACUUCAAGGAGGAACCAGAGCCUGGCUACAAGCGCCUGGCAAGGGGCCAGCCUGUGGGCCUGAGGCACACGGGCUAUGUCAUCGAGCUGCAGCGAGUCGUGAAGGGCGCUAGUGGCCGUGUGGAAAGCCUGGAGGUGACCUGCAGAAGGGCAGAUGCUGGAGAAAAGCCCAAGGCCUUUAUUCACUGGGUGUCACAGCCUCUGACGUGUGAGAUUCGCCUCUAUGAGCGGCUAUUCCACCACAAGAACCCUGAGGAUCCUGCUGAGGUGCCUGGUGGAUUCUUAAGUGACCUGAACCUGGCAUCGCUACAAGUGGUGGAGGCGGCGUUGGUGGAUUGUUCCGUGGCUCUGGCAAAGCCCUUCGACAAGUUCCAGUUUGAGCGGCUUGGCUACUUCUCCGUGGAUCCAGACAGCCACCAGGGACAGCUUGUCUUCAACCGGACGGUCACACUGAAGGAGGACCCAGGAAAGGUGUGAGCCGGAAGCCCCGUGGACUCACCUCACCCUUCUGGAGGCUAGGGGUACCCACACUCCAUGUCAAUAAAAAACAGUGAAACCCCCCUA